GAGAGGAAACCUUCAUCGGAGAGGUGGUGGUGGUGGUGGUGGUGGUGGUGCUCCUCGACAGAGAGGUGGGCACAGACAAAGAAAGAGGUGGUCUUCAGAGAAAUGUAGGCAGAAGACAACGCACCAUCAUCUCUAAUGAAGUCCGGGCCAUCAUUGUUGACCAUGUGGUUAACAGAGGCUUUACCAUGGCUGAGGCUGCCAGGUUGGUACAGCCUAAUUUACAAAGGUCAACUGUCAGCUCUAUCAUCCAAACUUUUUGCCAAGAAAACCGAAUUAACAGGAGACAACCUGGUGGUGGUCGCCCACGUGUUUUGACUGACCAGCAGGAGUUGGCUGUGGUGGAAAUGGUCAGGGCAAGGAAUGACAUAAGGCUGUCUGAAAUCAAACAGGCUAUUGAGAACAGCAAUGACACCUUUGCCAAUGUGCCAUCAAUUAGCCUUCCAACAAUUGCCCGGCUUUUGAAGAAGCACCAGGUUUCCAUGAAACAAAUUUACUUGGUUCCUUUUGAGAGGAACAAUGUCCAGGUGAAACAACUGCGUUCAGAAUAUAUUCAGAGGGUGAUGGAGCUGGACGCUGCUGUGAAUCAUCACAAGUAUAUUUUCGUUGAUGAGGCCGGUUUCAAUCUGGCAAAAACUAGACGCAGAGGACGUAACCUUAUUGGACAAAGGGCUACCAUCCAAGUCCCUGGACAACGUGGGGGAAACAUCUCAAUGUGUGCAGCUAUAUCUGAAGAUGGUGUGGUAGGCUGUAGACCAGUUCUAGGGUCAUACAACACUGAACACCUGAUAGUUAGGUUUUGUUUUGUUUUUUUAAAUGAACUGGAGCAGGCCUGUCAGGGAGAAGACAUCAUCUAUGUUGUUGUGUGGGACAAUGUCAGCUUCCACCAUGCACAGUUGGUUCAGGAAUGGUUUCAAACACAUCCUCGCUUCAUGACCCUCUAUCUUCCACCAUAUUCCCCUUUCCUCAACCCAAUUGAGGAAUUCUUCUCUACAUGGAGGUGGAAGGUGUAUGAUCGCCAUCCCCAUGAGCAUGUCUCCCUCCUUCAAGCCAUGUGUGAAGCUUGUGGUGAUAUAACUGCUGAGCAAUGUCAAGCCUGGAUUCGUCAUGCCAGGAGAUUUUUCCCACGGUGCCUGAACAACGAAGACAUCCACUGUGAUGUUGAUGAAAAUUUAUGGCCCAAUGUUAAUGACCGGCUUGAUUAAUUGUGUAAAAGUGAUAAGAAUAAAAUAACAUAAAAAUAUAUUUUGCUUAUGUAAAUGACUUGUUGUUUUUUCUCCCU
Oreochromis niloticus (Nile tilapia) is the source of this 1279-nucleotide messenger RNA. RefSeq lists its product as uncharacterized. Gene Ontology annotation, molecular function: nucleic acid binding. NCBI's taxonomy places the organism in Eukaryota, Metazoa, Chordata, Actinopteri, Cichliformes, Cichlidae. The coding region runs from base 186 to 1202 and encodes 338 amino acids. The record is from RefSeq and is a predicted model, not a curated record. The transcript has 3 exons.